Molecule: messenger RNA, 1023 nt
Organism: Bolinopsis microptera
Lineage: Eukaryota; Metazoa; Ctenophora; Tentaculata; Lobata; Bolinopsidae
Product: octopamine receptor beta-1R-like
Exons: 2
Coding region: 1-1023 (340 amino acids)
Biological process (GO): G protein-coupled receptor signaling pathway
Cellular component (GO): plasma membrane; neuron projection
Molecular function (GO): G protein-coupled receptor activity; peptide binding
Source: RefSeq, a predicted model, not a curated record
AUGGUCGCCCCGGACUACUCCAACUACAGCAUGUUUGGAGUUAAGAGCUCAGAGAAGCGUUACCUGUGGUGCUCCUGGCUAGUGUUCGUGUUGAUCUCCUCCCUUAUAGGAGACGCUGUCAUCCUCAUAGCCUCUCUAAAGUACAAAGCUAUCAAACUGAACCGCAUUAUAGUGCUGUUCAUAGAGCAGAUAGCAGCAUGUGACAUGUUCCUCUCCCUCCUCUACCUAGUAUUCACAUUGGUGCCUCUCAUAAGUAACAGAUGGGUAUAUGGGGGGACUCUGUGUACUCUGAGAGUCUACCUAGCAUACUCUGUAACUACAGCUAGUCUCCUCCUCAUCUGCGCAAUGGUCACGUGUAAACUGCUACUAGUGAGAGGUACUGUAAGGACGAGGAACCUGACAGUCUCACAAGUUCACAUUGUGUGUGCUGUGAUCUGGGGACUAGCUCUCUACCUUCCCAUUACAUUCCUUAUACUAGGCAAGGACGACGUGUGGUUUGACUACAGAAUAUACACCUGCAACUACAAGUUCUCCUCUGAUACCUGGAGACGGUGGUUGACCAUGGUAACCUCUAUCACUCUGGGCUUUAUCCCCAACUUUGUGAUAGUGAGUGCUACUGUAAUGCUGGUGCUGCACCUGAGAAGAGCGCGCAACACCUCCCGACAGUGUAGAGGGCUCAUCAGAUCACAGGGGAUAAUAACAGUAGUGCUGACAGCAGUAGUGUACACUAUAUCCAUCCUACCCUACACUGUCUACCAGUUCACUGAACCAUUCGUGGAGUUUAACUACACUAGUUCCACCACAUUCCACACUCUGUACUACAGACUAGCUAACUGCUUCCUACUCUUCAACCUCCUCACCAACUUCUUUAUCUGUAGUCUUACUGUUAGGAGCUUCAGAACCUUCCUACUCGACAGGAGACAUCAGAUAACAUCCUACAGGCCCUGCUCAAUGACAGUGAGAAGAUCUACGUGUGAAGGAAUAUCUAACACGCUCACUACAGCUCUUGAAACUCCUGUCUGA